Molecule: messenger RNA, 219 nt
Organism: Protopolystoma xenopodis
Lineage: Eukaryota; Metazoa; Platyhelminthes; Monogenea; Polystomatidea; Polystomatidae
Source: the annotation of a GenBank genome assembly
AUGCUGCUGGAGGUUAACCGUAUUUGCCUUUGGCAGUAUGGAAAUGGAAGUGAUGGCCCUAUGGACUCUGAUGGAGAAGACGAAUUGCAUUUUAUGCCUACUUCUGAGUGUGAGGAUGGUACUACCCCGGGGGUCCUGGGAGAUUCUGCCGACGAACCCCGCCUAUUGGCAUCUCUAGUUCACCUUGGGGAUGUACUUGAAGUCAAAGUAAUUUUUUAA